Molecule: messenger RNA, 2263 nt
Organism: Daphnia magna
Lineage: Eukaryota; Metazoa; Arthropoda; Branchiopoda; Diplostraca; Daphniidae
Exons: 11
Coding region: 357-2258 (633 amino acids)
Biological process (GO): negative regulation of transcription by RNA polymerase II; chromatin organization
Cellular component (GO): pericentric heterochromatin
Molecular function (GO): chromatin binding
Source: RefSeq, a predicted model, not a curated record
UUUAUUAAACGAUUGCAACAGCGCUCGUGGGUCGUGCUGGGAAAAAAACAGAAUACCCAUACUCUUUUGCAUGCGAUGCUCGCCCCAUCUUUUCGACUAAGUCAGUAUGCCGCCAGCUACAGAAAUAGGAGAUAGCAUGAGAACAAUUCCGGACAAUUAAGAUAAUUUCAUGGAUUAUCUGGACAUUAUUUCAAGAUAUUCAAUCUUUUAAAGUGACGAAGAUCUUUCGACACGUGGUUUGACUUGUUUUGGACUAAUCCCUAGUUGGCGGCAGUAUUCAUUGUGUUUGUUUCAACUUUUUUAUUGUCGUCUAAUCGAGUGAUCUGUGAAAGUAAAAGUCGUCUAUAUGAUUCAUCAUGAGUUCUUCAGUGUUCGAAGUGACUGACAUUAACCUGGAUAAGGAAUCCAGUUCAUGCACCAUGUUUCCAGAUCAUGUAAUCAAUUUGGCUGAUACUGAUGCUAGUGUCUUACUUGAUGGGAAUGGUCUACCCUCAUUGCCUGGAUUGGAUGAGUUUUGUCGGAACUCCAGCGGCCAAGUUAACGAGAUCUACAAUUUGCUAGGUCAUAAUGGAGAAGUCGUAUUUGAUAUGAAUCAAUUAUCUAAUACCCCACAUGAACUGAAUUUGGAACAUCAGCCCGUCAGCGAGAACCAAAAUUUUCGGUCUUCAAAUUGCGAUGCACCUAUAGAUGGACCUGCCCUUGAUUGCCCUAAUCAGAUAAGACAAUGUGAAGAUGGCAUAGAAAACUCAGCAGUAACACUGUUGGAUAUUAGUAACAGAGCCGGCGUAUCGUUGAUUGGUCAAGACCAGCUGAUGGCCACGCCCACCACUAGUUACAGUGAAAAGUGUUCAACCGACGACCAAAAUUCGAUUCGAACGGAAGCCACUUUAACAAGAACGUCGGAGGUUUUGCAAGUGCAAGAACCUAACGAAGAUGAGAUCGAUGAGGCGUUCCAAAAUGUUUUUAGUGGCUUUGGGACCGCGGACGAGAAGGAAAUCCAUGCCAUGUUAGACAUAGACACGCUUAAAAGCUGUCUGGAUUACGCGCGCAGUUGUCCAUUGCUAAUAUGCAAUUACUGCCUUGAGCUCUUUCAGCAUAUACCCCCAUUUCAACUGCAUAUUCAAACCUGCUGCGCACCGCCAAGAGUCGAACUCAAGCAGAAAAUGGAUCAGGCUGCUAUGGAUCAGCUUGCCCGUUCAUUAUGGAAAGAAGUUUUUUUGAGACAGUUGAAAAAUCAACCAAUAAGUCAAAACCUAAUGCAACAUGAGGAACACUUGCACAACGAACUGGAUGAACUCUGGUUAGCAGGUUCUUUCGAUACCAUGCUGAAAUGUCGCGAAAUCUUUAUUCGAGCUGCCGUAGCCAUCGUCUCUCGCCGAUGGGUUGCAAAUGCUGUUGGCAAUGAACUUCAUCGUGUCAGAGCACUGAAAUCUAAACAGUCAAAAAAGCGUGCUAUGGUUGAAUCGGACACUGAUCAAUCAAUUUCGGAACCUAAACCGGCGAAAUCAGACCAACCUUGUAGCUCGAAGAAAAAAAAGACUCGUUUAAAGUCAUGUAAUGCAAGCUCGCAAAAACCCACCGAAACAGAUAUUGCCAUUCGAGGACUAGUCGGUGAACUUGACGAAACGAGUAACACCCCCCGCUAUCAUUUCACGCCCGAAACACCGGUAUCUGAACAUGGAAUAGAUGUGACGCCAGUACCUCAUCACGGCAGGGACAUGAUUGCAGCCCCUGACAUGACACGAAGCAGAGAAGACUCAAUUACGACACCCAUAUCAGACAGUGGAGUCGACUUUACACCUGAAAUGGAUUACGAACUGGACCGCUUUGUCAGAGAAGUGCCUGAUGUCGACUUACUCGCAGAAGCCGCAAAAGGUUUUGAAAAUUUGGAUAACACCUCUGAUGUGUGGGAAAAUAAUGCAACUGCGGAUGAGGCGUUGAGUGAAAACGAAUUCGUUGUGGGCAAAAUUUUAGACCGACGAUUGCUUUACAAAGUUGAAGAUUCUAACCCACAGGAGGAAGACUAUGAAUACCUCGUUUCAUGGGAAGGUUAUGGCGAAGAGGACAAUACGUGGGAACCUUAUGAACACCUAAAGCACUGCACACAAAAACUGAAUUUUGAAGCGCCUUCGUAUUCUUGUGUUCUUAGUCUCGCCAGAACAGGCAAUCCAGAUUUUCUCAUGUAUGUUGAUGAAUAUUACGUGACCAACUAUUUUUCUUUUUUCUACUGUGCGUGGAUAAGUAUAACCAAGUUUUAAUCUGA